Messenger RNA from Argiope bruennichi, 1171 nucleotides. Its product is annotated as transmembrane protein 19-like. NCBI's taxonomy places the organism in Eukaryota, Metazoa, Arthropoda, Arachnida, Araneae, Araneidae. The record is from RefSeq and is a predicted model, not a curated record. Gene Ontology annotation, cellular component: membrane. Bases 156 to 1118 code for a protein of 320 amino acids. The transcript is spliced from 6 exons.
CUUUCGUUUUGUGUCUUAAACAUUUUUUUUUUUUCCGUAGUUUUCAAAUGUCAAAAUGUUGUUUAACUUAUGAAGUGCUUCAUCAAACUAAAUCUCUUUAUGAAUUCUAUUGUUAAGUACUUAAUAUAGAUUAUUUAUAUGCUCAGAAUAUUGCAAUGUUGGUUCAUCUGUCAGCUGUUGUGUUAAGUGUUACUUUCAUAUAUUGUAUAGUAAAUUUUAUUCUGCAGUGUUAUCACGGAACUUGUGAAUUUUACAUAGGAAGAUGCAUAUUUUCUGUAAUUGUAUCAUUAUUGGUAGCUGGUUGGGGACUGAAGCGUAGAAGUCUCAAUUGGACUGGUGCAUUAAGUGGCAUUUUCAUUGGAUUCAUUCAUACAUAUAGCAGCUAUUGCUUCCUUGCGUGCCUUUUCACAUUUUUUUACACUUCAUCCAAAGCCACUCAUUUUCAAUCUGAAAGGAAGAAAAAAAUAGAGGCUGAAUAUAAGGAAGGUGGACAACGACAUUGGCAACAAGUUUUGUGCAAUGGCAGUGCCUCUACAUUGAUGGCAAUGAUUUAUUUUUUAAAUGGUGGACCAGAAGAAAUACCAGUUGAAUUUGAUCAAAACUAUUUCCGUUCAUGGCUUGCAGCUGGUGUAUUGGCUGCUCUUGCAGGUGCCAAUGGUGAUACAUGGGCAUCUGAAAUUGGAACUGUUAUGGCUAGAAAAGAGCCCUUGUUGAUAACGUCUCUGCGGAAGGUUCCAGUAGGCACCAAUGGUGGUUUCACUACUAUUGGGCUGGUUUCUAGUGCCUUGGGAGGAGCUCUGGUUGGAAUUGUAAACUUCCUAGUACUUCUUUUAUCAAACCAUAGUAUUAAUGUCUUUCAGCAGGCCUUACUUUUAAUAUUUAUUGGAACUUUUGGUGGUUUCUUUGGCUCUAUUUUUGAUUCAUUAAUAGGUGCAACACUGCAAUAUUCAGGUGUGGAUACACGGACUGGUAAAAUAGUGGAGAAACCUGGAAUUGGUGUGAAACACAUCUCUGGCAGGCCAUUAUUUGAUAAUCAUUCUGUUAAUAUGAUCACAACUAUCAUCACUUCCAUUACAGUGCCAACCAUAACAGCCAGUUUGUACAGUUGUUUGAGAUGAAUUAUAGAUUUUUUAUUCAUUGUUAACUCGUACAAUUAAAUAUUUUUGUAGGA